Messenger RNA from Ornithorhynchus anatinus (platypus), 2005 nucleotides. RefSeq lists its product as uncharacterized. The record is from RefSeq and is a predicted model, not a curated record. The transcript is spliced from 4 exons. The coding region runs from base 44 to 727 and encodes 227 amino acids. Lineage: Eukaryota; Metazoa; Chordata; Mammalia; Monotremata; Ornithorhynchidae.
GAAAAUACUUUCUGCACCUGAUGUUCCAGCUCCGUGGGGAAUAAUGGGAAGAUUGAAGAUUCUUCGGAUCUCCAUCGAGUUUCUCGAGGCUGUUGAGGGGUGCAGUACCGGAUGCACGGAAGGUGGGCCGUCCAAGAUGCCGACGGAGCCGGGCCUUCUUCUUUCCAACCCGAGGCGAGAUGGGAGUCGUCUGCCACUCUGCCAAGUCGUCCGAGAGGUGCCCCCCGCCCCCAAACAUGCCAACGGCCUCAGAGACCGCAGCAGUCCGUGUCCGUCUCGUGCGCGGGCUCGCUCCCUCUUGCCCUCUCGGUCCCGGCCCCCUCUGUCGAACCCCCCCACGGGGGGGCGGCCUCCGGUGUGUCCCCCAAAGAAUCUCGGGGACGCCGAAAGAACCUCCGCCGCGGUCACGUGCACCCAAAGGAGUCCGAGCCGUUUCGGCCCCCGUGAGAAGGAAACCCGUCUUUACGGACGACGUCGCCGAGAGAAGCCCACGGAGGGAGCCGGCGCGGGAUGCCGAGACGACCCUCCCACCCGGGCCAGAACGCAAAGUCGCCCAGAGGGCGGCCAUCUCGGGACCAAAGUCGACAAGUGUAGGCGGCCGUGCCGUCGACAGUCCCCAAAAGGGAAGCGAGAGACAUCGGAGGCUCUGUCGAAGCCAGGUGGCGGGAGUCUGGAGGAGUCCCUCGCCUCUCCCAGCUCCCGGGUGUGGAUUCUUUUCCCCUUGUAGGCCAGGAUGCUCCUCACCUCGCUCCCCUCGCCUGAAAGCGGGUCUUCCCCACCUGGGGGUUUCUGAGUCCAAAGGAUCCAUCCCCCUUGGGGAACUCAGCCGACAGAACCUCCGGCCCUGGAACUCGACGGAUCACUCGCCCCCACUCCCACCCGGGGAGCUCCCUGGAGCCCGUGGGGGCCGGAAAGGGGUCUCUUCUGUCGACCGUCGUCUCGGCCUUCUCCAGAGAGCCCGAGAGCGCGCCUCGCCCGAGGAAGCGCUCCAGCGGGACAAUCGCACGAAGGAAAGAUGGUGAACGGGGAGCAUUUCCUCUCCGCCGCUGUCUCCCGAAGUCACGGUGGCCAAGCGAAUCUCAGCACUCGUCUCGGAGGCCCGAGCCCCGAGAAAGAGCACCGAUCUCUGGGCCCGAUAAAGAAGUCGGUAAGGAAAUCGUCACUUUGUCCCGUGAAUCUUUCUGCCCAGACCCCAAGUGGGAGACUUUUUUCUUUUGGGAGGGAGUUCCUCUGGGACCGUUUUGGCCCUACCUAUCCCCCCGAUCCCGUGUCUGGGGAAGGAACCUCCCCCAAGGCAUGAGACGCAUCCUCUCCCAAGCCCGAUCGUCGGGCUCCUCCGGACAGCGGUCGACCCUCAAGGGAUGGGGUUCGUCGGGGUCGCCGGAAGCAAACCCGGUCCUCGCAGUGACCUUCAGGAAAACGGUCCGAUCUCCGGCGGGUCUCUCCCCCGUCUCUCCCACGGGGCCCUCGGGCCAGUCCAGGGCCUCCGUCUCAGCGUCGGGCCAGAGAUCCCGUCGGGGAAGACAUGGCCGAUCAAGUCCCACGGUGCGUUUCCCAAAGGGGUCGACUCGGGAAUCGGCUCCCGGGCCUCCUCGCGCCGGCAACGUGCCUUUCUCGAAAAUCGGGUCCCCUAGGCCUCUCGGCGGGGAUGGGGUCCCUUUGGCACCGGCACGGUGAGAGAGCGAAAGAGAGGCGCGGGUGGAUAGCGGGAGGUUGGAGACGAAAGAGGUCUGGGCCGUGCCCUGAGUUAUUUGGAUCGUUUCAAUGGGGCCCGGGGCGGUCCUCUCAGAAGAAACGGGAUUCUCGGUUGGAGUUGGAGCUUUGCUCACGUCAGGCGUCGACUCCCACGUCCCUCGUACGCGCGUGGUCAAUCCCAGGACCCACCUUCACAGAAUCCGCCGACCGUCGGCCGGCUCGCGGCGAGUCGGCUUGUUCUCUCCCCUCGGCGCCCUCCCCCUACGGGAGGGAUGCCCGUUCGACCGGGCACGUCCGGUCCCCACGAGCC